UAGAAGGAAAUGUAUUAUUAGGGGGAAGGGUUGCAACAAUUAUUUUCACUUUGCAAAGCUUCGGAAUACUUCCCUACAUUUCGUAUAUAGGCCGUUAUCAGAUUGAUCAAAAGUGAACGUAAAAAUAUCAAGAUGAAAGGACCAAUGUACGCUUUGCUUGUCUUGGGUCUUGUAGGCCUUACGUCAUCUGUACGGUGUUAUGAAUGUGAGUACACGUCCACUAAUGGUUUAAGCAACUCGUGUGAAGCUCCUGAUGCGACUACACCGAAGGCGUCAUGCGAGGGCGAGUGCCGGAAAGUAUACACUGAAGGUGGCGGAAUCGUGAGCAUCACCCGUUCGUGUGAAGCGCCGUUUUGCUUCGACCACAAAUGUCUUGAAAAGGACGGCGCCCGAAUCUGCACCACAUGCUGCAUCCGUGAUCUGUGCAACAGCGCAUGCUCAGUGACCUUUAACCUCGUUGCUAUGUUCGGCCUGAUCGCCACUGCAUGGGGCCUGUCCAAAUAAAAUGGCUACCGUAACAACGGACGUCACCAUAAAGAGUUGGGGAAACUUUAAAGCCAGUGGACACUAUUGGUAAUUGUCAAAGACUAGCCUUCACAGUUGGUGUAUCUCAACAAAUGCAUAAA
Messenger RNA from Asterias rubens (European starfish), 626 nucleotides. RefSeq names its product ly-6/neurotoxin-like protein 1. NCBI's taxonomy places the organism in Eukaryota, Metazoa, Echinodermata, Asteroidea, Forcipulatida, Asteriidae. Bases 133 to 504 code for a protein of 123 amino acids. The transcript has 4 exons. The record is from RefSeq and is a predicted model, not a curated record.